Messenger RNA from Sorghum bicolor (sorghum), 1618 nucleotides. RefSeq names its product transcription initiation factor TFIID subunit 15. Lineage: Eukaryota; Viridiplantae; Streptophyta; Magnoliopsida; Poales; Poaceae. Bases 180 to 1358 code for a protein of 392 amino acids. Gene Ontology annotation, molecular function: RNA binding. The transcript has 8 exons. The record is from RefSeq and is a predicted model, not a curated record.
UCACUGUGAAUCCGCAUCCAACAAACCCUGCUUCCCGUUCACCCCGCGUGCGCGCUCCUGCGAGGGCGACCGCUACAGCCGCCGCCGCCUCCGCCACCAACGCCACCGCCGCCGCCGCCGCUCUACGCCAGGUGCCUAGGCCUUCGUUGAGCACUUCGCCGGCGACAAGCACCCACCAGAUGGCUGGGUAUAUGUCAAGAGGGCCCCCAAAUGGUUGUGUGUAUGUCUGCAAUCUACCUCCUGGAACUGAUGAGGAUAUGUUGGCUGAAUAUUUUGGCACCAUAGGGUUGCUAAAGAAGGACAAAAGGACUGGGCGCCCCAAAAUUUGGAUAUAUAGGGACAAAGUUACCAAUGAACCAAAGGGUGAUGCAACAGUCACCUAUGAGGAUCCACAUGCUGCUUCAGCUGCUGUGGAAUGGUUCAAUAACAAGGAUUUCCAUGGGAGCACUAUUCAGGUUCACAUAGCCGAGUCAAAAAGCAAAGAAGCAUUUGAUAACCCCACAAGUUUGAACAUCAUUGCUGGUGUCGGUGAACAAGAUGAACUGGAUAACGGAGCAGGCAGAGGUAGAGGACGUGGUGAUGGUCCAGGCAAGGCCUGGCAGCAAGAUGGGGAUUGGAUGUGUCCAAAUACAAGUUGUGGCAAUGUAAAUUUUGCCUUCCGUGGUGUUUGUAAUCGCUGUGGAGCUGCACGCCCUGCUGGUGCUGGUGGUGGUGGAGGCGGCGGUGGUGGUAGGGGUAGAGGCCGUGGUAGCUCAGAUGCAAGAGGAAGCAGCCGUGCUGGUGCUGCUGCUGCUGUUGGUGGUCCACCUGGAUUGUUUGGCCCAAAUGAUUGGCCGUGUCCAAUGUGUGGCAACAUCAACUGGGCUAAGCGGACCAAAUGUAAUAUAUGUAACACCUCCAAGCCUGGUACCAAUGAAGGUGGUGUGAGGGGUGGCCGUGGUGGUGGGUACAAAGAGCUUGAUGAAGAAGAACUAGAGGAAGUUAAAAAACGUCGGAAGGAGGCUGAGGAGGAUGAUGGAGAGAUCUAUGAUGAAUUUGGCAACCUGAAAAAGAAAUUUCGCUCUAAAGCUCUGCAUACUGAAAGUGCACAGGCACUUCCUGGGUCUGGACGUGCUGGAUGGGAAGUUGAGCAUCGAGGUUCUAGUGAAAGGGAAGGCAGGGAGAGGAGCAGGGAUCGUCGUAGGGAUGACUAUGAUGAAAAGGAAACCAGGAACAGAGAUAGAGGUGAUCAUGGAAGGGACCAACGCCGGAGCAGGAGCCGGAGCAGAGACCGUGAAAGGGAAAGGGGGAGGGAGAGGAGAAGAGACCAUGAGUAUGAGAGAAGUCAGGAGCGUGACCGGGACCGCCGCCACAGGUGAAGAGAGAAAUGACAAGUAUGAGAGAAGUCGGGAGCGUGACCGGGACCGCAGCCACAGGUGAAGAGAGAGAUGACAGGGCCUUCUGUUCUUCUUACAUUGUACUCCGUAUUUGCCAAUUUUUGUAGCCAUGGGACCCGUGGUCUUGUGUUAGUAACUGGGAGCGUGAAUUGUUGCUCUGAAUCUGAUUUUUGAUUUGAAUGAUUCGCUGCACUGGCAUUUUCCAGAUAUUCCGUUUCUUAUGUGAUUAUAUUUGUGGAACA